UGGGAACUGGGGAAACAUUUAGUGUCUGCAUCUAAGUGGAGAGCUGGAGUCUCUCAUGGGACUCGGUGAGAAGAAUUCAAGCUUUAUGUACCAUAAAGCUCUUUGGAGUUUUAUCUUUGCUCUACGUCAGGAACACUCAAUGCAUGAUUUUUACCAUGACUUCUUGGUCUCUGCUGGCGAAGUGUUGUUGUUCAGACAAAAGGACUGUACCCCACCAUGCCAUGAGCCAUGUGGGACAUACCAGCACCUGCUUUGUGUGCAAGCUGGAGGGAUGGUUGAAAAGAGCACAGGCUCUGGAGUCUGACUGAUUGGGUUUGCACACUUACUCUCCCACUCGUUGGUGCAUAAACAUGGGCAAGGUAACCUCUUUGGGACUGAGUUUCCCCACCUGCAAAGUUUCUACUGUGUUGUAGUGAAGAGCAUGUGAGAUAAGGCAGAUAAUGGGAGCACAGGAAAUGCUUAAUAAACACUGUGUUAUUUUUGUUGGUAGUGUUUAGAAACUCUCUGCAUUAUUUUCUGUUAUGCUCACAUUGCAGAGCUAGCCUCAGAAAGACACGUUUUUCCAUGCAGAAAUCUCACAUUCACAAGUUUAUAAAUUGUGAACAGCCUGGCGACAUGAUAAGGCACUGUGUUCCCCCGAUGGCAUAUUUCUGAAGCACAGCAUGCUCAAAAUUUUAUCUUCCCAUUUUACAUGCUUUUGCAGACAGCACAAUAUGGAACCGGUCAGGCUCCUAAUUAUGACAGCAGUCCAGAGCCAGAAUCCAAUCAUCCAGUUGACAAAGGACUUGGUACAGAGAACGGUGACCAGCUGUUCCCCAUCUCCAGUGAGCAGCAAGCUUAUGUACAGAAGUACGUCGUGAAGAAUUAUUUCUACUAUUACCUAUUCCAAAUUUCAGCUGCUUUGGGCCAAGAAGUGUUCUACAUCACGUUUCUUCCAUUCACUCACUGGAAUAUUGACCCUUAUUUAUCCAGAAGGUUGAUCAUCAUAUGGGUUUUGGUGAUGUAUAUUGGCCAAGUGGCCAAGGAUAUCUUGAAGUGGCCCCGUCCCUCCUCCCCUCCAGUUGUAAAACUGGAAAAGAGACUGAUUGCUGAAUAUGGAAUGCCGUCCACCCAUGCCAUGGCGGCCACCGCCAUCGCCUUCACCCUCCUUAUCUCUACUAUGGACAGAUACCAGUAUCCAUUUGUGUUGGGACUGGUGAUGGCCGUAGUGUUUUCUACCUUGGUGUGUCUCAGCAGGCUCUACACUGGGAUGCAUACGGUCCUGGAUGUGCUGGGUGGCGUCCUGAUCACCGCACUCCUCAUCGUCCUCACCUACCCUGCCUGGACCUUCAUUGACCGCCUGGACUCAGCCAGCCCCCUCUUCCCCGUGUGUGUCAUAGUUGUGCCGUUCUUCCUGUGUUACAAUUACCCUGUUUCUGAUUACUACAGCCCAACCCGGGCGGACACCACCACCAUUCUGGCUGCUGGGGCUGGAGUGACCAUAGGAUUCUGGAUCAACCAUUCCUUCCAGCUUGUAUCCCAGCCGGCUGAACCUCUCCCUGUCAUUCAGAACAUCCCACCGCUCACCACCGACAUGUUCGUUUUGGGUCUGACCAAAUUUGCAGUGGGAAUUGUGUUGAUCCUCUUGGUUCGUCAGCUUGUACAAAACCUCUCGCUGCAAGUGCUAUACUCAUGGUUCAAGGUGGUCACCAGGAACAAGGAGGCCAGGCGGAGACUGGAGAUUGAAGUGCCUUACAAGUUUGUUACCUACACAUCUGUUGGCAUCUGCGCUACAACCUUUGUGCCAAUGCUGCACAGGUUUCUGGGAUUACCCUGAGUCUCAAACAGUUGGAAACUAGCCCACUGGACAUGAGAGCCAAGACAUAGGAAAGUUAUUGGUAGGCAAAUCUUGACAACUUAUUUUUCUUUAACAAACAAACAAACAAAAGUCAUACGGCUGUCUUGCUACUACCAGAUAAAUGAUGCUGCUAUGUGAAAGGAAAAA
This is a messenger RNA of Chlorocebus sabaeus (green monkey), 1984 nucleotides long. Lineage: Eukaryota; Metazoa; Chordata; Mammalia; Primates; Cercopithecidae. The record is from RefSeq and is a predicted model, not a curated record.